UAGGAUUCAGGGACGGUGUUAGGAUGUGACUCUUUAUUUAUCGAGUGUUUGUUUACGAAUAGGGGAGGAUUCUCAAAAUAGACAAUUCGACGGAAGUUUAACAAGAUCGUUUGAAAUUUUUUUUAAUUAAUUGCUAGCAAACGAUAGUUCGCGAUUAAAUUGGCAACGAAGUAAUUCAAGAUUCUUUAUCUAACGUUCUUAAAGACAAGACAAGAGACUCAAAAAAAGAAAAUAUGACGACAAAUUUUACAACUAAUGUGGAGAUAAUUACUUCAGAUGGAGUGGUGAAAACUUUGAUUGUUGAUCAAGAGAGAAAGAUAACUGGCGCUUAUCAAAACUUCAGAAAUAUACCUGGUGCUUUAGUAGCUUGUUAUGGACAAUGGGUAGAGGUGUUAGAUUUAAGUCAUAACAAAUUAAGGGAUGUAAGAAGAUUGAGAUCAAUGACUCAGUUACAGACUUUGAUACUGGAUCACAAUCUCAUCGUAUCCACGACACUUUUUCCCAAGCUGCUCAACUUAAAGGUUCUCUCGUUAAAUUAUAAUCUCAUCUCUGACAUCCAGCUCUUCAUCCCUCCUCUAGCCAGAGCAUGUCCGAAUAUUCAACACCUCAGUUUGAUGGGUAAUUUGGCUUCCGUUAGCUCAGUCGCUCCGACCUCAGAAAAAGAACAGGAAGAAUACAGGAAUUUCGUCGUUAGCCAUUUCGAACACUUGCAACAUUUAGAUGAUCAACCCGUUUCUACCUUAGAAAGAGUGAGAAACGAGAAGAGAGAGUUGACACUGAAGGAGAAAUUCCUGAAUGAAAUUUCCGACAUUAAAACAGCCUGCGAAAUCAGACUUCAACGAAGCUUAAGCUCAACUAUUGUGUGACGUUACUUAUUUAAUGUUAACCUGUGAUUAAUUUAACAACAUGUUUUGCAGUAUUAGGUUUUGUUUGUAGAUUAAUUGUGGUAAAAACAUUGAUAUACUCUUGUAAUAAAUUCCACAUUUAAGUGGAAACAAAAUUGCUUGAAUUAUUUUUGAAUAUAUUAUAAUCUCAUUGUUUACUAUUUAUCAAAAUGUGAAAAAAAUAUUAUUUUGAUCAUUUGCUGAGAAUAAAUGUUUCUUCUUGUUGU
Molecule: messenger RNA, 1111 nt
Organism: Parasteatoda tepidariorum (common house spider)
Lineage: Eukaryota; Metazoa; Arthropoda; Arachnida; Araneae; Theridiidae
Product: leucine-rich melanocyte differentiation-associated protein
Molecular function (GO): protein binding
Source: RefSeq, a predicted model, not a curated record